AUGUCUGAUUCAACACUGGGAUCUACCGAAGAAAAGAAACUUCAUGAUUUGAACAAGAAGAUCGUGGAAAUUAAAAAGAAGAUACAAUUGUCAGAGGGACAGAGAAAGGCUAAUUUCGAAGAAACAGAGACAAAAAAGCAUGAAAAUGCAGAAAAAAUUAUCUCCCUUAGGAAAGAUAUAAAAGAUUUAUACGUCGAAUAUUCUAAAACCAAAAAUAACGACGAUGUAGCUGAAAGAACGGCUCGAAUUAGUCGUGAAACUUCGGCUGUUGUAAGAAAACAUGGCUUGGAUGAAGCAUUAAAAAAGAUUAAUGAAGAGAACAUACGAUUGAGAAAAACGAAAGAUUUGUUAAAGUAUCAAUCUGAUAAGCAAAGGCAAAGGUUAAAAAUAUUAUUGCAAGAACAUAAAGAAUUAUUAAGAGAAAAUAAACGGAAAAUAUUUAAAAGAAAAUUAGAAGAUCCUUUGAGAAAGAAAACAGAAAGUCUGGAGGUUCAACUUGAGCGAAUGAGAAUGUUGAUAAUAAAAGCAAAUAUAGUUCGAAGAAAAUAUAAAUCCGUACAUUGCAAAUUGAAACAAAGAUCAGUCACUUAUGCUUCUUCAUUGAAAGAGUUAGAAGAUGAUAUAAAAGAACACGAAAAUGAAAUUAAACGUUUACGAGUAGUAAAGAAAGAAGCUAUCGAAUUGAAAUACAGCAUGCAAGAAAAACUCAUGAAACAAGAAAUCGAAAUAGUUAAUAAUAGUAACGAACAAGAGAGUAUUAUUCAAGAUUACAGGAAACGUGUCAAGGAAAGAAAAGGUGAAUUAGAAAGAUUAGAAAGAACGAUCUUUCCUGUUCGUCUACGAGAGGAUUACGAUUCUGUACAAGCAAUGAAUUAUGGACAAGAUGCAAAGAACGAAAUAACAAAGAACGAAAUAACAAAGAAAGAAUUGACACGAUUGGAGGAAGCGUUUGCCAAGCUACGCAAUGUUACCGGUGUCUCCAUGUCGGAGGACAUUUUAAACCGGUUUCUAGGACAACGGACGACCAAAGAGAAUCUUCAAAAAAUGAGGACCAACAUGGAAGAUGAAAAAAUGGAUCUCGACAGAAAAAGACAAGAGUUGUUGAGCGAGAUUGAAACUCGAAAAUUUACCGAAACAAAAAAUGCCGAAGAGUGA
Vespa mandarinia (Asian giant hornet) is the source of this 1155-nucleotide messenger RNA. RefSeq lists its product as uncharacterized. Lineage: Eukaryota; Metazoa; Arthropoda; Insecta; Hymenoptera; Vespidae. The record is from RefSeq and is a predicted model, not a curated record. Gene Ontology annotation, cellular component: ciliary basal body; ciliary rootlet; cilium. Gene Ontology annotation, biological process: cilium movement; outer dynein arm assembly.